AGUACUCCAUAUAACAUAUAAAAGUACAACUCUCAGUGCAGUUAGUACAACUUAUAAUUGAUCGACUAAAACCAAGUGCUUUAAUACAUCAGGUGGGGGUCACUGAUCAUCACACACACAGUGGUUUAUACUUGGUGAGUGCUUUGUGGUAGCUCAGAAGAAAAGUCUUUUUGCCACUUGGAAAUCCAUCAUUAUAUCUUUCUUGCACAGUACACCAACCUCACAAUCAUGACACCUUACCAUCAAUUCUUUGAUCCAUUUAAUCAUUCUUCUUAAAAAUUAUAAAAGCAUAAAUGUAUACUCAUAUAAAAGCAGUUUUCUUGGAUUCAUAUAUCAAAGCCAAAAGUCACAAUCUUGAUCACAUUUUUUUUUAGUUUUUUGUUGUCAAGUUCAAAGUGAGCUUUAUUUUUGGGUUUUGGUUUUAUAAGAUGAUGAUUCUUGGUGAAAAUGUGAAUAAUCUUAAAGUGUUGGAUUCUUCAUUAAGGUUAAUUGUGAUUCCUCUAAGUGUUGUUUCUAUGUGGUUGACUUUGACUAAUCAUCAAGAUAGUGAAAUCUACGGUAGAUUAGAGUUCAGUAAUCUCAAGGGUCUCAGAUUCUUUGUCAGCAUAAGUGCAAUUUCAGCAGGGUAUGCUUUGGUGGCUUUUAUAUCUUCAUGGGUCAAGAAUUUGAUGAGCAAAGCUUGGAUUUAUUUUGUUUGUGAUCAGGUGAUGACAUAUCUAAUGGUGGCAUGUUUGGGUAGCCUUGGACAAUUGGUGUACCUGGCCUACAAUGGCAACCAAAAGGUUACUUGGAGUGAAGCUUGUUCUUCAUUUGGGAGGUUUUGUGGAAGACUAAAUCUCAUCUUGGUCCUCCAUUUUAUUGCUUUGCUUUGUUUCUUUGUGCUUUCUUUGAUUUCAGCCUUUAGGGUUUUCUCAAGAUUUGAACCUCCUUUUGUUUCCAAAGAAGUAGAAGAUGAAAGGACCUAAAUUUGUAUACUAAUAUGUGUUUGAUUAUGAAUGAUUUUGCUUGACUUUUUUUUUUUA
Messenger RNA from Erigeron canadensis, 1022 nucleotides. RefSeq names its product CASP-like protein 2D1. Lineage: Eukaryota; Viridiplantae; Streptophyta; Magnoliopsida; Asterales; Asteraceae. The transcript is spliced from 3 exons. The record is from RefSeq and is a predicted model, not a curated record. Bases 429 to 965 code for a protein of 178 amino acids.